This is a messenger RNA of Anarrhichthys ocellatus (wolf-eel), 6229 nucleotides long. It is a transcript of the gene bcam, whose product is annotated as basal cell adhesion molecule (Lutheran blood group). The record is from RefSeq and is a predicted model, not a curated record. Gene Ontology annotation, biological process: cell-cell adhesion. Gene Ontology annotation, cellular component: cell-cell junction; plasma membrane. NCBI's taxonomy places the organism in Eukaryota, Metazoa, Chordata, Actinopteri, Perciformes, Anarhichadidae. The coding region runs from base 180 to 2150 and encodes 656 amino acids. Gene Ontology annotation, molecular function: cell adhesion molecule binding. The transcript is spliced from 17 exons.
CCUUUGCAGAGAGAGAGAGAGAGAGAGAGCGAGAGAGAUAGAAAGAGGGAGAGGGAGAGAAGUCCAAAAAGCUUUGGAGCAUUGCAAGAAGAAAGAAGAGUCUCUGCUGCCAGAUUUCCACACUCUACAACCAAAAACAAAGUGAUAUACUUUUCCUUGAAAAAGUUAGAAAAGCGGCCAUGGACGGUACCACAUUCGGACGCACGUUGCUCCUGUGCACCUUGCUGCUCUGGGCAUUUCAAGUUUGUAGUGGUGCUGUGACCGUGAACGUGACUCCUAAAGUGGAUGUGUUGAAAGGAGAGACUGCCAAAUUGCCCUGCACAUAUACGGUCUCACCAACACCAAGCAACACCGUCGUGGAGUGGUACAUUGAGGAGCAUGGAACCAGGAAGCGCGUGGCUUUCUCCCAGGGUGGCGAGGGAAAAAGCGAUGACGGCACCCCUCUGGCUGGGCGGGUCACUAUCGAAGAAGACUUCUCCUUGACCAUCUCCUUGGUUCAACCCUCUGACCAGCUUGACUUCUACUGCCAGGUCACCGCUGGCACCGCUGGGGUUGGAGAGGCCACCACUGUGCUCAAAGUCUUCUUUGCUCCCGAGAAGCCAGAACUCACAAAGCCGUCAAGUCAGGCCAUUUCUGUGGGAGAGACUACCAGCUCUGAGAUUGGUACCUGUGUGACGAUGAAUGGACAUCCCCUGCCAAGAAUCAUCUGGUUCAAAGAUGACCAGCCCCUAGCUGAGGUCAAGGACAGGAAAGAGAAGACCUAUAUGAUUUCCUCGGUGGUGAAGGAGGCCUCGGGUCUCAACACUGUCAGGAACACCCUGCACAUGCAGCUCAAAAAGGCAGACAAGGACUCUGUGUUUCAGUGCACCGUGGAGUACAGCAUGCCAGGAGACCAGAUCAAACAGAAGAAGUCUGAUACCAUCACCAUCAACCUCAACUAUCCCUCUGAGAAAGCGACCUUUUCCCUUCUCAACACGGAUCCAAUCAAAGAGGGCGAUACUGUUACCAUGAAGUGUGAGACUGAUGGAAACCCUCAGCCUGAGAUUGACUUCACCAAAGAUGGAAAAGUCAUCGCUGGUCAGAAUGGUGUCCUGUUGCUGAAAUCUGUCAAGCGCACAGAAGCUGGUGUGUACAAGUGCACAGCUACAGAUUUUGAUAACCUGGAAGCUGACCUGAGUGGAACCAUCACCCUCACUGUUAACUACAUCGACCCAAUGAGUGUGACCCCCGCCGAACCUCAAGUCGUCAUGCUCAAAGACAAAGUGGAGUGGCAGUGUAAGACCAAGGCCUCUGCUGGCCACACUGUUCACUGGAAAAAGGGCUCUGAGGUGCUCUCACAGGACGGCAUGCUGUCAAUACAAGAUGUUUCCUACGAUAAAGCUGGAGAGUACAUGUGUGUUGGAGCCGUGCCAUCUGUGCCAGGACUGACAGCCCAGGCUAUUGUCAACCUCACUGUCAAAGGAAAGCCAAUGAUCGAGUCUCCUGCUGUUGGAACGGUGGGGAAGGAAGGAGACAUGGUGACUCUGAAGUGCUCGGCCUACGGCUCCCCUGCCCCUCAGUUCACUUGGACGCCCUCAGUGAAAGAGUCAGUAUCAGUGGAAGGUAACAAGGUGGUGAGCACCGUGACCCUGCAAGCCACAGCCGAGGUCAUGAAGGACGGGGUGACCUGCGAGGUCUCUAACGAGCACGGAACAGAUAGCAAGACCUUCCUGGUAUCUGUCAAAAGAGCAAUUGGCAAAUCGGCCGACAGAGGAUUUAGUACCUUAGCUUCUGUGUCCGUAUGCUCUCAGUGGUGUGUGUGUGUGUGUGUGUGUGUUUUGUGGUUGUUGCUUUGCUAUGCUAUGGGACUGAGAAACUCUCUUUCUCUCAAAGUGCUGCUCUCUGGAAACCCUGUGCUUAAGUCAGCUGACAAGCAGCAGGGAGGCUCCAGCGGGGUGGUGAUUGCCGUGGUGGUGUGUGUUCUGCUGCUCCUUCUGCUGGUGGCUCUCAUCUACUUCCUGAACAAGAAGAGCAAGUUGCCCUGCAGCAAGAAGGACAAGAAGGAAGUGGCCAGUGGAGAGGUGAACAAUGACAUCGUGGUCGAGAUGAAGACAGACAAGGCUAACGAAGAAGCCGGUCUCCUCAACAAGAGACCCUCCACAGAACAGUGAUGAAACAAGACGAAGACCAACAGAGGGAUGAAGGGAAGGAGGAGAACAGUUAUGAAGACAACAGGGCUACUUUUUAGUCACUACACAAGAUUGUGGGGAGCAACAAGAGGUGGAAUAUGGACAAUGGUUUGUUUUGGGGGACCUCGGGAGGUACAUGCAUUGGUUAUGCUUGUUUUAUAACCUGGAGUUGACCUUUUUGGAUGGAGUUUCUUCUUUUUUUUUUCUUUUUAGAGACUCCAUCCAUUUAUGCUACGACAGGUUUAAAACCAUACGUGUGCAAAAUCACAAUGUGACAUCACUGGAUGGACAUUAUUAUCACGGCUUCUUUUGAUUCUUCCUCACCAAUCACAUCUUCGGUUGACUCCUCUGCAGAAUAGAGCUGAACACCGAGACAUGGCCGACACAAUCCAAACACAGUGGCACCAUCUUUCUUUUCUUCCCCAAAUAAAUGCUAAUGAGCCACUGUGAUUUUUCUGGAGUGCGCAACUGCCUGCGAGUGUAACACUCGACGUCUAUUCUGCCCUGGAGUCUGCACUUAAAUUCACUGCUCUCUGCCGGGUAUAUUGGGAAAAAUGAUCACACGGUACCAUUUCUGCUUUUAUUCACCUCAAUAACAAGUGAUGAUUUACGCUCACAACAAUAAAUCCCUCUGCCCACUGUUUGGCACAUGCAGCUGUAACAUUUCCGCUCAAAGAAGCUCUGUGUUUGUGCUCUAGCACUGUUUGUUUAAUUGCCUUUUUGCCACCUGUGAAUGUUUGUGUGUGUUUUUCCCCCCCCAAUACCACUAAUUAGCUUUCCAUAGAAGCAGCUCAAGCAUUUAAUAAUGCCGAUCUUUUCUCUUAAAUAGUUUGCCUUUUUAAAUUCAGCUGCAACGCCACCGAAUAAGCAAGCUCUGAGGUUGUACAAAUUUGUUCUUGCCAUUUCCAGCAUUCUUGUAUAUUAUGUUAGUACGUCAAUCGUUCACUUUGCUCUCCUGUUUUCUCUGUAAAUUCAAAUACUACUAUUACCCUGUCUAUUAAGCAGGAGGUGUAGGCUACUGUGCAUGAUGUGGAGUUCAAAGUGUCUGUGGUUACUAAGCUGCUGGCCCGGGACGGUAAUUGCUACCAUUUCUGCUCCAAAAACCCAAUUAUCAUCAGCUUUCAUUUUCACUGUAAAAUUGGAGGAAUUUGGCGAAAUGGUCGACAAUCUCAAACUGUGGCCUGCUGUGUUGUCAUUUUUUCCCGUGACAACAAAAUGGGACUUUUACGGGCUGCAGUAGUCACAGAUUCACCUGCUCGUAGAAAUCACUGGCACAGGUUCACUGUAGUUUGUUACAAGCAGGGAAGGUGUGGGAGGGAUCGGGGGUUGUUGCUGGAGUAUGUGAUGUACCUUUUAUUUUUACCAAAUGGAAGAGUUUCUGAGUGUCACAGCAGGAGUGUUUCUAUGUUUAGGUAGGCAAUACUGGUAUUUCUGUUCCUCCCUUACACUGUCGGCAGGCCAGAGAGGUUUGGUAGCUGGUUGACGUGCCAUUUUACUUUGUUGUACACUGGAACCAAUGGCCUUGAUUUUUAAAAGAAAGUCACCUCAAACAACUAUCUUUUAUUUUGUAAUGUCUGUCUACUGAUCUUGCCAUAUUGACUGUUAGCAAACCUGUGAUGGCAGGCGAAGAUAGAUAAGUGAACUUGGAGCAUCCUUUUUUGAUUUUUAAUGUUUUAUAUAAAAAUAAUGUGGUAUAAAAGUUGUUGUUUUUAGAAAGGGGUAUUCUUUAUUUUGGAACUACUGAGUUUUUCGUUUUUUCCCAUGCUUUUCCACUCGCUCUGAGAGAAGAGAGAAAUGUUGUUUUUUUAUUUAGGAGGAUUCUUAUUUUAGGAGAUAUUCUCAGUGCUUUACUUCUCUCUCUCUCUCUCUGUACUGUAUACUGUAUAUUUUGUGGUACGCUGUUGUGACCUCUGUGGUGUGUUGAUGUAUCUUUUUUUAUUUGGUUCCAGCUGUGUAGAAUUUAUAAAGAAACAAAACUCAAGAAAAACGAUCACAACACUAUAUUCUCCGCGUUUUUAUUCCCAUCUCUGCAACAGGCAGUUUGUGAAAACUGUUUUGUGAUUUAAUUAUUUUUUGGUUGUGAUCACAAAUUCACUGUGUAUGCUUAGAUGCACAAAGUAGAAUGGAAGCUAGAAACAGUGCCUGGCCAUUUGAUAACAUUUGGUUACACCAUUGAACAUCGUCUGUAAAAUCUUGACACACCAGACCAAAAGCAAUCAAAAAAUCAAAUAGCUUUUGAUGUAAUUCAUCCGUUUUUGUUUUUUUUUACACUUCCCAAAAGAUGACAUCUAAAUUGAUUCCUAGCGUGCGCCAAAGUUAAAUCUCUUUGAUAUAACCGGCAUUAUGUAAAUAUCCCCCCACAUUGAUUGAUCCCAUGAUUUGUUGUGACAGAACAGAAAAAUGAAGGAAGCUCGUGUUUUUGCAUCGACUUCAUGACGCAGCGUUCUCUCCACUUGCUCUCGUGUUAAGAAAUGACUUGAAAUGAAGCCAUCAAUCAUCUGCAAAUUGCAGUGCAGCCUUGUACAUUCAUAAGUAACAGUUAGUAAGAUGACUCUUACUCAAUAGCAGCUAUAAUCACAAUUGACUAUUUGAAAAUGCAUAUAUCAAAACCAAAUGUUAAUCAAGACGAAAGCAUGAAAGGGUUCCUCUGAAAAUCUAAACAAGGCUGGUUUAUUCUCCACAGCAAAGAAUCUCCCCUCCCUCUAACAGAACGCUUACAUAACAGUACGUGUUAACCUUGUACCAAUUUGUAACAAUUUUGCCCAACACCAUGCAUAGACAGGAUCUCUGGUUACGGGCCAAUCAGUGCUAUUGUCUUGACACACCCCCUGCUCUGCUGGCUCUUCCAUUAGGAAAUUAAAUGCCUCCCAUCAAUGUGACCUGGAGAAAUCGAUCGAAAGCUCUGAAUACAAAGCAGCAAAGACGGAAGCUGUAAGAGCGUGUUGGCAGAAAAGGGGAGUUUAUGGAAAUUGUAAAUAACAGUGUCAAUGUCAGCCCCUGCUAAUGUGAUUGACGUGAGGAUACAUGUCAGCAUCUCCAGGGGUUUCAAACCUGCACUGAAACCUUCAAACAUUUGCUGUUUCAGAUGCUUUUCCACAAAGAAAAAAAAAAACAUACACUAAAUUAUUAUGUAAGGAUAGUAGAAUGUCUCUAGCAUCAAUAUGAAAAAAUAAGGGAUUCAGCACUGUUAACACACACAAACACAAUUCUAAUCUAAUUUACCUUAAUUUCCCAAGAUUUUCUGGGGACAGUUGCCAUAAAGACACCUGACGACGUGAAGACAUGCCACAAACUAGAGAACAACGAGGUAAGAUGCAUUUACUUUUAUGAUAAAACCAUUAAAAUGUAUGGUGACCUGUUGUGCGAGUUACUUGAAAAUUGCACUACUUUACUAAUUACUCAACAACAACAGGAAUUAGUUGCAUCACUCAUUAGGCUGCUCACUUUAAGUGUUGAAACAGAAAAGGAGACAUUGUGAAGGUAUUGACUGACCAUCACCUGUUAGCUUAGCACUCAGCACUGCAUACUACAGAAGCCCCGUCCUCACAGGGAUUACAGGGUUCAUACACCGUACAUCCUAUGCGUACAACGUUGAACAAAACCAGGUGAUUCCUGAAUGUAGGUAAAUGGAUAACGGUAGCAAGCUAGCUAAGAAAAUAUCACAAAAAAAACAACUUUUGAGUAACCGGAUGUUGCGUUUCUUCUCUUUUCUACUCGUAGAGGUGGAGAUGAUCUUUUAAGUCAGUGGCGUACUAAUUUUAUAUAUAGCACUCUAAUGUUUACUAACAUUAGCCACUGUAAGCUACUGGUCAUACCAAGCCACGAAAGGCUGUAGCAGGAUGACCUGAAUUGACAAAGUGUGGUGUCUUUUAUUUUUCACUUUUUAUUUAAAGUGGAAAUAUUGUGUUAUUUCGUCUUUUACAACUUUUUAAAACUUGCUCUUUGGGAUGUUGGAAAUCGUGAUUAGUGACUGUAAGAAAUGUAACCAUGAGAACAGAAUAACCAGGCUUUAAGUGUGUGAUAUGGAUUGAGAGUGUGUUGAGUAAGUGAUUACGAGAGAC